AGAGGAUGGCGACAACGGCUUUCAAGAGAAUCUGGUCCCGAGGCCGCAGAGAGGCGGGUGACGCGGCGGUCGCGAAGCCGGGAGUGUGGGCGCGGUUGGGCGCCUGGGCCCGCGCGCUGCUCCGGGACUACGCCGAGGCCUGUGGGGACGCGGCGGCGGCUGCCCGGGCCCGGCCGGGACGGGCGGCCGUGUAUGUGGGGCUGUUGGGCGGCGCGGCGGCUUGCUGCGCGCUGGCGCCGAGCGAAGUGGCCUUCGAGGGGGCGCUGCUGGACGCGUCGGGGACCCUUCUGCUGCUGGCACCGGCCACGCGCAACCGCGACACCGAAGGCUUCGUGCAGCGGCUGCUCUGGCUGCGGGGCCGCGGCCGCCUGCGCCAUGUGAACCUUGGGUUCUGCUCGCUCGUGUACGAGGCGCCCUUCGACGCUCAGGUCAACCUCUACCAGGCCCGCUGCCGCUAUCUGCAGCCCCGCUGGACCGACUUCCCGGGCCGCGUCCUGGAUGUGGGCUUCGUGGGCCGCUGGUGGGUGCUGGGGACCCGGAUGCGCGACUGCGACAUCAACGACGACGAGUUUCUUCACCUACCGGCACAUCUGCGCGUCGUCGGGCCCCACCAGCUGCGCUCCGAGGCCAACGAGCGGCUCUUCGACGAGAAGUACAAGCCCGUCGUGCUCACGGACGAUCAGGUGGACCAGGCGCUGUGGGAGGAGCAGGUCUUGCAGAAGGAGAAGAAGGACAGGCUCGCUCUGAGCCAGGUCGACUCGCUGGUGCAGUCGGAGGUCCCGAGAUGAAAUCCAGGGAGGCCUGGGGCCCGACAGGGUUUCCAGCCCGGGAUUGUGCAAUUGUGCGAGUGAACCUUAUGUACAGUGUUCUCUCGCUCGGUUUUCACAAGUUUGGGAUGUCUUUUUCCUUCUCUCUUUGUUCCUUGUUAGCUGAAACCAAUUCAGAGCCUUCUCAGUCUAGGAGCUGGGGAGAGGAGAGCGACUUGACCGUGUAAUGUUUAUCCCUGCCAGAGCUACUAAUGAACUUUUACAUAAGCCUUGUUCAUUGGGUCUCACAGUCCCCCUGACUGAGGCAUCACAUUGGUCAGGUGACUCCCAGUAUCUCAUUCUCAUUCAGAUUUCCUUUUUUUCUCCUUUUCUUUUUUUUUUUUUUUUUUUUUAGCGGCUGGCUUGUAGGGGGAUCGGAACCCUUGAUCUUGGUGUUACAACACCCGGCUCUAACCUACUGAGCAACUGGCCAGGCCCAGGUUUUCUUUCUUCAGUGUGAGCUGAAAUGUUUUUAUUCUAUCACCUAUUCACUUUCAUUUUUAUGAAUAAUGUUUUUUCUUUAAUUUUUUAAAACUUUAUUUUGAAAUUAUUGUGGUCUCACAGGAAGCUGGAAAAAAGUAGAAAUAUCCUAUAUGUUCUUUGCUGAGCUUCCCCCAAAUGGUAACAUCUUACAGAACUAAUACCAAACCAGGAAACUGACAUUUGUGUGACCAUUUGGAUGUUACAGGGAAACUCUUUGCAAAAACAACCUGGUUUUACCAUACGUGUAUUGACAGUGAUUGGAAGUAGCUUGGUAGGAUAAAGCAUUUUCCGAUCUGUAAAUGGAAUCAAUAGAUUCUGGUUAUGUUAUACUUCAGUAACUCUGAAAACACAGAGUUCUAUGGAAAAGAAUAAGUUAGCAUACACAGUUGGUACUUAGAUUAUAGUAAUGAUAUUUUUUAAACUAAAAUAUUAGGGAAAUAAGACUACCUCUGUCACCUAGGUGGCCUGUGGCCAGUUAAUAAAACCAGGAAGUGCAACAGUCAUCUUUUCUGUGAUAUUUAUGCGCUUUGCCACUUUGAAGUUUCGGCACUUGGGCUUUCCGUUCAUAAUAGGGGUGCAUUGAACACGUGGUAUUUUGUUUGUUUGUGGGUUUUGGGGGGGUUUUUUGACUGGUAAGGGGAUCGUAACCCUUGGCUUGGUGUUGUCUCCACCACGCUCAGCCAGCGAGUGCACCGGCCAUCCGCAUAUAGGAUCCAAACCUGCAGCCUCGGCGCUACCAGUGCUGCACUCUCCUGAGUGAGCCACGAGGCCAGCCUGAACAUGUGGUAUUUUUUAUAUCCUUAUUUUUAGUGUGGGAGGGUAUCUUAUAAGUCAGCAUCUCCGUUUCACAGGGUUUCUGAACUGAGGUUCAGAAUGUUGUUAUUUUUCCAAGGCUGUGGUAGAUCCAUGAUUCAAACUCUUUAACUCCCAGCCGUGUGACUUAAUGCACAAACCCAUGUACAAUCAACAACAUCUUGCCAGGAAUUAUUAAAUACUGGUAACAGUUGCCAUAAAUCGUGAGUACAGAAAUAGGUAAAUAAAUAUAAAAAAGAAAUACAAUGAAAACAAAAGACAAAUGAUUCUAAAUUCUUUCAUCCUUUUCUUUUUUUUUCCUUUUAGGUGGCUGGCUGUGCAGAGAUCUGAACCCUGGACUGUGGUGUUCUCAGCACUACGCUCUCCCAGUUGAGCUAACCAGCUAGCCUGUGAUUCUAAAUUCUGUUUUUGUUUUUAUUUCGGCAGCUGGCCAGUACAGGGAUCCAAACCCAUGAUCUUGGUGUGAUUCUAAAUUCUAAUCCUACACUAGCUGCCAAAGGCUGUGGACAUAAAUCCUUCUCUCUUUGUUAAAGAGAGAGAGGGGCCGGCCCGUGGCUCACUCGGGAGAGUGCGGUGCUGAUAACCCCAAGGCCCCGGGUUCGGAUCCCAUAUACAGAUGGCCGGUUCGCUCAUUGGCUGAGCGUGGUGCUGACACCAAGUCAAGGGUUAAGAUCCCCUUACUGGUCAUCUUUUUAAAAAAAAUAAUAAAUAAAUAAAUAAAUAAAUAGAGAGAGGCGUUAGCCAACUUCAGGGAAGAGUUUAAGACUCACUGGCAUCAAAGUGAGACUUGUUUCUCAUUGUGAUCAGAAGUGUUGAAAGAGGAUCACAUACCUUCAUUGCUUGAAUCAGUUAUUAAAUGCCACUUCUGGGCUGGUCAAUUAGCUCAGUUGGUUAGAGCAUGCUGUUAUAGCACCAAGGUCAAGGGUUCAGAUCCCCAUACCGGCCAGACACCAAAAGAUAAAUAAAUGCCACUUCUGACUUCUAGCCAGGGUGUGUUCCAUGCAGAGUCCCCAAAGCUUCAGGGAGCUGUGAAGCUGAGUACAAUGGUUGGCCACAAAUUAAUGCUCAAAUCUGUUGGUAGAAAUUGUGGAACUUGGUCAGCCUGA
Cynocephalus volans (Philippine flying lemur) is the source of this 3208-nucleotide messenger RNA. It is a transcript of the gene TIMM29, whose product is annotated as translocase of inner mitochondrial membrane 29. The transcript has 2 exons. The record is from RefSeq and is a predicted model, not a curated record. Gene Ontology annotation, biological process: protein insertion into mitochondrial inner membrane. NCBI's taxonomy places the organism in Eukaryota, Metazoa, Chordata, Mammalia, Dermoptera, Cynocephalidae. Gene Ontology annotation, cellular component: TIM22 mitochondrial import inner membrane insertion complex. The coding region runs from base 6 to 788 and encodes 260 amino acids.